Messenger RNA from Orycteropus afer afer, 165 nucleotides. The record is from RefSeq and is a predicted model, not a curated record. Lineage: Eukaryota; Metazoa; Chordata; Mammalia; Tubulidentata; Orycteropodidae.
AUGCCCUGGCUACUCUCGGCUCCCAAGCUUGUUCGCGCCAUAGCAAGUGCCCGCGGCCUCUCAGGUUGCAUUCUUUUCCUCCAGAUAGCCGUUACCUCACUGUUUUUAGAUCUUUAUGCAAAUGUAGCCAUCACUUUUCCCAACUACCUUAGCGCUUAUGACUAA